Lasiosphaeria miniovina is the source of this 4273-nucleotide messenger RNA. Its product is annotated as ankyrin repeat-containing domain protein. Bases 237 to 3980 code for a protein of 1247 amino acids. NCBI's taxonomy places the organism in Eukaryota, Fungi, Ascomycota, Sordariomycetes, Sordariales, Lasiosphaeriaceae. The transcript has 2 exons. Gene Ontology annotation, molecular function: protein binding. The record is from RefSeq and is a predicted model, not a curated record.
GUCGUCCUUUUGGGGCUGAAGCACAUCAGUAGCAGCCAGACCAAAUGGUUGCGUGGCUGUGCCCAAGGCACCCCACGCCUAGCUCUCGAGAGACAGAAAAACCGAUGUCAGGCUUGGGUUAUGUAACAUUCUCCCCAAAACCCCUCAUCCAUCUUACGACCACAGGAUUAAUUGUCACUUCCAUCUCAAGCAAACGCCAGUGUUGAGUGUUCCUUCCUGUGCCGACCAACCCAUCCAUGGAUCCACUGUCAGUCGCAGCUGCCGCAGCAUCGCUGUCGGCAUUUUGCAGCAAGGCAAUUUUGGGGAUUCGAGCGGUCAAGGCCAGCUGGGACGAUGCCCCGCGCAGCCUUACGACGUUGGCCACCGAGUGCUCCACCCUCACGGCUUCGCUUGUAGUACUGCAGACCACGAUACGUGAGGAGCAGUCCCUGAUAGAAUCUCAGUCGUCGCAAAUGUCUUACCCGGAGCUGUUCGGACACGACGGCACGGUUACCGAGGCGCUCAACAACAUCAUUUGCAGCUGCUCGAUGGCCAUUGCAGACCUGACGAACGAGAUCGCCACCAUCCAGCGCCAUGCAAACGACAGCGGUGUACUCAACUCCGUCGGGCGGGCGUCAUUUGUGUUCAACGAGUCUCGGCUCAGAGAUUUGACGCACAAUCUCCAUGCACAGAGCGGUGCAUUGAGCAUGCUUCAAAUUGUUCUUCAAGGAAAGUCUCUCGUCGAGAUCAGGAAGAGGAUGCGUGAAAACGAGCCUUCCAUCCGAGAAGCAUGCGCCAAUUCCGAGAAAUCGUGGCGCCUCCAGAAUCAGAAUGCAGAGGCCCCACGGACGGUCGCCGAAGCAGAGUCAAUCCUGCACGCCGACGAAAUGACCGAAAUAUCCAAGGACUUUCAGUUGGAGCUCAUGGCCAGCCCCGUUUACCUGCGGACCCACAGCCGCAGUGGCAAUAUCCCGGGAGGGUGGUCCCCUGCCGAGCAGCCCAUUGAACCAGAGGUUGAGGAUACAACCAGCCUCUUUGCAUCAAUCAGGCGCCAAGAUUAUAAAAACGUCAGGUUGUUGCUCGAGCGCGGCGAAGAUGUUCAUCAGGUCGACCGCGGCGGGUUGACGCUGCUUCACAGAUGUGCCGAAAUCCCAGAAAAGACGGCCACGCGCAUAGCCACACUGCUGGUGCGCCAUGGGGCUGAUGUCAACUCACAUCGGCCCAACACCGGCAUGACUCCUCUUCGAUGGGCUGCACAAAGGGGUAACCUCACCAUGGUUAAAAUAUUGGUUGGCACGGGUGCGGACAUGACUAUCAAGGGGCCACUGGGGUUUCAAGCCAUCCAUGCCGCCGUCCAGUUUGGCCAUUGUGAGGUUGUCAAAUACCUUCUUAACCCAGACGAGGGUGUCGAAAAUGGUCUAAGCAUUUUGGUAGAGGCGUCUCUCUUUGACGACCGAGCUCUGAAGCGGGACAACUCAUGCAACCUCCUCCAUUUUGCUGCGACAGGGAACCCUGGAAUGGACAUGAUCAAAUUGUUGAUUGAAAGAGGACUCGACCCAAUGUCAAUUUCUGCAAAUUCGCGCUCGUCACUCUACUAUGCGAUUGCCAAUGACAACCCCGAAGUUUUACAACAUUUCUGCAAGCUUGGCUUUAGCGUCAUCUCCGAAAUUCUCCAAGCGGCCGAUAACAACACACCCGCUAAAUUGGCCUCCUUGAGUGCUACAGGCAUCGAUCUGGACAGUCGGGGUCUGGACGGUAGAACAGCGGCAUCCAUCUGUGCCGAAGGGAGACGGUCAACUGCCCUGCAAAAUCUUGUCGCAGAGGGAGCCUCAGCAACGCUCAUUGACAGCAGCGGACGUUCUCCACUGCUUUGGGCCGCUUACUUGUGCGACUCUCAGGCCAUUGAGCUCUUGGCGUCAAGAUACGCACCAAUACCGUUGGAUGACCUGCAAUUUGCGAUAGAGCACCAUAUCUCAUCGUCUUCGGCUAAUGACGAAUUCACCGAGCUACUGCUUACGACACUCGUGCAGCCACUUGACGAUCAACUUGCUCAAGAUAUCCUUGACUUCGCAAUUCGGCGAGAGUGGCUGUCGGUUGUUCUCGUUGUGCUGAAGCUGAGACCUACCGUUGACCUUAAAUGGGUCAUCCGUUGUGCUGGAUCAAAUGAACAGUAUGCUAUCAUGGAAAGGGUCAUCGAUGCGUAUCUUCGAGAUUCCGGGGGUGCUGUCGCUACGUCACUGGGCCGCUUCACAGCCGCCGUCGAGUCAGAUUCUCCCGAAGGAGUCCUUUGGUUCCUGACACUGGAACGUCACAAAUCAUUGGAACAUCGCAAAGGAACAGGUCUGGUAGCGCAAUUUCAGGAAUUCGUCCCGCUCGAGCAAGCAUUCAAUUCGACUAACGUGGAAGUGAUGCUACUUGUAAUUCAUCACUUGAUCGACCACAUCGACGCUCCUGAGCCGAAUACCAACGCGUCCACUUCAACUUUUCACAGAUAUAACAUUCUUACGACGAUCUUGCUUUCACCAAUGACCGAAAGCCUAGCAUUAACUAUGAUCGAAUUCUUUGUAGAGGAGAAGGGCCUAGAAAUGGCAAAACUUUCUGAGCAAGGCGAGACUCCACUAAUAUUCCUAAUGGCAAUUAAGCCAGGGUUCGUUCGCCUUGCCAAGUUUCUUAUCAAGUCUGGCUGCAGUCCCGACUCCCGAGUGGUCUCUCACAUUCCAUUCCAAGGUGGGAGCCACGUACUCCAUAACGCCUCCGCCCUUCAUUUGGCAAUUCUCACUGGUUCGGCAGAACUCGUCCGACUGCUCCUGGAAUGCGGGGCCGACGUCGACGCUCUCGGACACGUUGUCUUCGCCUCGAUACUCGAUGUUACAAAUAUCAACCAGCAAGGCGAGAGCCCGUUGAUGACAGCUAUACGAUCAGAGAAUAGCAGCCAAAUGGAAAUCAUAAGCUUAUUGCUCGAUCACAAUGCCGAUGUCUCCUCAACCGAUCCCUCGCUGCUGACCACAAUUUACGACAUUGGACUCCAGCAGGGGUUCCAACCCUUCAUAAACACAGCACUCAACCUCUAUACUAAUAAAUCUGGAUUUUCUCGAGAUGCAAGCCCACGAGCUCAUAGGAGGAAUUCCAGGAGCCUUAUCCAGAUUAAACCUCUCGUUUUGGCUUGCCUGGUGGGCAACAUGUCUGCAGUUAAGCGGCUGCUAGAAGUCAACAACGACGAGCUGUUCCCCAGAUCUGAGUUCGGAUUGCUCCACAUUGCGGUCUUGGCGAACGAUGUUGAACUCGCGGGAAUUCUCCUUGAAGACAGCCGGGUAGAUGCCAAUGAUAUAACAGUUAUAGGUGGCCAGGGCGAAUCGUUGGUUAUUGACCCCUUCACCCCGCUUAGCCUCGCAGCUAUAGCAGGGUUUGAAGAGAUGGUCAAGCUUUUGCUUCGCCACGGAGCUUGUAUGAACGGCUACCUCGACAUGUCAAACAACAUCAGCCCAGGCUGUAUCCCCCUUGCGCUUGCAGCGCGUCAAGGGGAAAUCAGCGUGGUCAAAAUUCUUCUUUUGCAUGGAGCGUAUCUAAAAGACUCCGAUAUUAGCUUCUCAGUUAGUCAUGGCGAGGCGGCGGAGGUGUUAAGGGAGGAAUUGGCGAGGCGCGACGCGCAUGCCACAAACAACAAAAGACCCGACGAGAGCUCUGUUGAUGUAUUUUUGAGAGAGCUCGCAGCAAGGCCAAAACUAGAAACCCCGACAGACACAACGUUGGCAGUAGCUCAGAGCGGUUCGAUUCACCCAAAAGCACCGAUUCAGGAUUCAAUACAACCUCCACCAAGAGCGCAGCCAAAGGUCCAGAGAAGGCGCAGUUUCAAAAUGAGGUUCAGCGGAGUAUUUAAGCGGGAAGCGACCGGUCCGGGUUUAGAUCCGUUGUUGGAAAUGGGUCUCUCUGUUGGUCCUCAAAUGAAUCUCGACAGACAACUCACGAUAACUCUCCACAAUUCGCCAAUUGAAUUGUCGUAGUGGUGCCAAAUGAGGGAAAAGCGGCAGGGUUCAGCUAAUAUGAAACAUUUAUUCAGUUACCUACAUUCCCAUCCUUGAAUAUUAACUACCGUAGUACCUUGGCCAAAUAAAUACCAUAGCCAAGGGAACAAAUCGACGAGCUGGGAGAAGAUUUUAAGAGCUACAUGUUUUUGGAUAUGAGAUAGGCCUCUACGAUUCUAAAAUAAGCAUUCUAAUAGCUCUUACCUAUUUCGGCGAAAACCCUUUCAGGCGAGCCGUAGGUAUUUCAGGCUUUUAAAAUAUCAGACAAUCCC